AUGGCGCUCAUCGAUGCCGCGCUCGCCGCCGCCGAGGCGGGGGCACGCCCCCUCCUCUCCGCAGCGGCCCGCCGCGCCGCCGAAUGGUGCGAGAAGCAGAUGGAGUUCGUGCUCGAACGGGGCAAGCCGGAAAAGACCGUGGCCAUGAAGGUCGGUUCGGACCGCCAUGCCCAGCUCGAGCAAGAGGUUGUUGAGAGAGUGGACGUUGCCAUUAGAUCUGCGGAAGAACUAUGGGCAGUAAAAUUCAUGAACUUCAUCGUGGGAACAAACCAGCUAAUGUUCGAGGGCAUGACACGGGAAAUUCCAGUGUCCUUUUACCAUCCGGCGCGGCCUCCAGGCGACGUGGCAGUGCCAGCGUGGCGGACGAAGCACACCUUUGAAGAUGUAUUGAAAUAUUUCAAGGUUACCUGCCAUACACUACCACGGUCUCAAGAACAGCUGCUCUUGAGAUAUGAACUACAGGAAGACCAUUCCCUGCUUGAAGAAUACCGGUUCACUUAUGAUGCUAGGUGGUUCAAGGAUCAAAUCCAGGAAGUCCUCAGCUUCUGGAUAGGAUCCCGCGAACCUAAAUUUGUAGCCGAAGAGGAGAGGUGGAAGUGCUGUUUCUGCAAAUUUGUGUCAGAUUGCCCAAUGAUUGCUUCCAUGCCAAGGUGUUGA
This is a messenger RNA of Miscanthus lutarioriparius, 657 nucleotides long. NCBI's taxonomy places the organism in Eukaryota, Viridiplantae, Streptophyta, Magnoliopsida, Poales, Poaceae. The record is from the annotation of a GenBank genome assembly.